Messenger RNA from Cylindrotheca closterium, 207 nucleotides. The record is from the annotation of a GenBank genome assembly. Lineage: Eukaryota; Bacillariophyta; Bacillariophyceae; Bacillariales; Bacillariaceae.
AUGGAAGACGACGAACCAGUUGACCCUAUGCCCGCCAUCCGCUCGGGUUGCAUCAAGACUUGCCCAAAACCGUUGGCAAACUACGAAGCUUGCAAGGAGAGAAUCAAGGGAAAGCCUGGAGCAGAUUGCGAGAUCUGGUACUACGAGCUUCACCACUGUGUUGACAAAUGUGUGGCCCCCAAGAUCUUUGCUGCCACCAAGGAGUAA